This is a messenger RNA of Tilletiaria anomala UBC 951, 2221 nucleotides long. RefSeq lists its product as uncharacterized. Lineage: Eukaryota; Fungi; Basidiomycota; Exobasidiomycetes; Georgefischeriales; Tilletiariaceae. The record is from RefSeq and is a predicted model, not a curated record. Gene Ontology annotation, biological process: retrograde transport, endosome to Golgi. Bases 137 to 2221 code for a protein of 694 amino acids. Gene Ontology annotation, molecular function: phosphatidylinositol binding. The transcript has 5 exons.
CCUCACCGCCUCACCAUCGAGGUUCGAUGUCAGGCUGCCUUGUCUGUCGCUGCUGUCACUGGCCUGCGUUUCCUCCGCAUUUGCACAAAUCCUUCGCUUAGCACUCGCUUCAAAGGCGAAGCGACACCCGCCCUUCAUGGCAGACGAGAACUCGGAGCGCAUCAUUCCGAUCCAGAUCAGCGACCCUGAUGCUGAGGGCGCAGGGACAGGCCCAGCUGCACCACCUGAAACAGCGGCUCAAGCCAAAGUUUCCGAUGCUGAUGCAGGCGCGGAGGUUAAUCACGCAGACGGCGCAAAAUCAGAGCAGGCGGCAUGCACUGCCAAGCGCAACGAUGUCGAGGAGGAGGAUGGCUGGGGUGACGCGAGCAUCAAGGCGCAUUCAGCAUCCCUAUUAACUCCGAAUAGCGUCCAACCUGAUGAUCAUUCGUCUACUUUGUCGUCCGAAGCUCCUUCUGCAUACAAUUAUGUCGAUGAUGGACAGGGUCAUAGUCCUGCAGCUAACACCAGCAGGCAAAGCUCGUCUGGCUCGACGGGCGCACGGCAACAGCAGCACGAACCGGUGCAUGUCGAAAUCGUCGAUGCACAAAAGUCCACAGAUGGACACACCACCUCGACGUUCAUCACGUAUGUGAUCCGCUCCGGCUCCCUCGAAGCCAAGCGCAGAUACAGCGAAUUCGAGGCGUUCCGGGAAGCGCUUGUCAAGCUCUUUCCCGUCAGCAUUGUUCCCCCGAUUCCAGACAAGCACAGCUUGGGUGACUACGCGGUCAAGCAGAGCAAGGCGAAAGAAGACGCAAUCAUCAUUGCACGACGGCGGAGAAUGCUUCAGAGCUUUCUGCGGAGAGUCGCAAAGCAUCCCACGCUUGGACAGAGUCAAGUAUUCCUUAAGUUCAUCGAUGGGCGGCAUCAGUGGCAUGAGAUCGCUGCCUCACCCCCGAUCUCUAUGCUCCCCAAGAGCAAUCUGAAAGCCCCACCGGCAAACCCGGCGGACCCAGAUGCCCCGUACGCAUAUCAAGUGCUCCCAAUACCGUCCUCCUCCGCCCAGUUGCGCGAACCAAAUCAGCGCUUCCUCGACAGUGAGGCGUUUACUGACCGCUUUGCUUCGCAUUUGACCGGUAACAUGGAGAAGGUCAACCGGAGGACCAUGAAGCGGUGGACCGAGGCCGGUGCAGACUAUGCCGAGCUUGGCGCAGUGCUCAACGGAUUCAGCCUCAGCGAGCAUGGAGAGCUGGCGUACGCGAUCGAAAAGACCGGUCAGGCUGCCGAUGCGUCGUAUGUGGCCACAGGGCACAUGUUACAAGAUUGGGAGAUCGCAUUUACAGAGCCACUGCACGAGUAUGCGCAAUUCGCCGGCGUCUUGCAAAAGCUGCUCAAAUGGCGGCACAUGAAGCAUCUGCAGUUUGAGUAUGCGCAGGAAGCCCUCGAAGCGAAGCGUGCUCAGCUUGAGGACCUCGAAAAAGUUGAAAAUGAAGCCAGCCGCUUGACGGGUGCGCUCGAGCGGGGUGGGCGGGCAGGGCUCGAUGCCGCGGUCGCCGCCAGCUCGCAAGGUGCCAGUGCGGCUGGUGGUGCCAGGGAUUCGGUCAAUGCCGGUGUGUGGGGCCGCAGCUCCUUGUACGGAGCUGCCGCCGAAGAACCCGACGCGUGGGUCGGUGCCGGAGGUGCAGGUUCCGCCUCAGAGCCCGCCAGUGCCGCUGUUUCUCCACUUAAAACUUCCUCGAUCGACCAUCCAAGAGCUUCCACUUCCUCGUCCCUGCCAUUGGCUGCUGCGACGAGAAGUUCAUCAGCUUUGAGGAGCAGCAAGAGAUUUUCCUCCGGCUACGGUUUGUUCGGAGCGCUGAGCCAUACAUUCCAGAGCGUCAUGGAUGUUGAUCCCGAGGCGACUAGGAGGAACAGCAUUGCCAAGCUUCGAGAUAGCAUCGCACAGCUUGAAGAGGCGCUCGCUCUCACGGAGAAAGACUUGCAGUACGCUACGGUGACGAUACAAGCAGACCUCGACCGCUUCCAGCGGCACAAGGUCGCCGAUAUGAAAGAGAUGGCGAUCGAGUUUGUUAAGAUUCAUCGGGAGUACUGUCGAGUUAGCCUGGAGCAGUGGAAGGAGGCCAAGGUGGCGGUGGAUCGCGUCGACGUGCCGCGCGAGAUGCCUGAGUCCAGUCUGGCGCGUCACCAACGUACAGAGGGUAGUGCACCACGUGGGAGCCUGAGCGCUAGAGGGAUGAUGCUGUAA